This is a messenger RNA of Myotis daubentonii (Daubenton's bat), 996 nucleotides long. It is a transcript of the gene CINP, whose product is annotated as cyclin dependent kinase 2 interacting protein. NCBI's taxonomy places the organism in Eukaryota, Metazoa, Chordata, Mammalia, Chiroptera, Vespertilionidae. The record is from RefSeq and is a predicted model, not a curated record. The transcript has 5 exons. The coding region runs from base 193 to 729 and encodes 178 amino acids.
UGGGGCUAGAGCGGCGACGGGAGGAAGUGACGUAACUUCCGGUGGCGUGGGCGGGGCCCCGGCCUCCUUCCUGGGAUAUCAGCGGGCCCCCAUGGAAGGUGCACCCUGGGAAGUGCAACAUCCCGGAAACCUGUCUUAUCCGUUAGUGCGAGAAAAAUUAAGGACAAUGCAGCCGAUUGGCAUAAUUUAAUCAUGAAGUGGGAAACCCUCAAUGAUGCAGGCUUUGCGACUGCAAACAACAUUGCCAACAUGAAAAUCAGUUUACUGAGUAAAGACAAGAUCGAGUUGGAGAGCCGCAGCCCAGCUUGCGAUGAGAAUGCAGAGCAGAGGCCGCGGGAAUACAGCGCGGAGCUGGAGGCGCUGUGUGAGGAGCUGCGGGCCACCUUAGACGGCUUGACCAAAAUACAGGUGAAAAUGGAAAAGCUGUCUUCAACUACCAAGGGAGUCUGUGAGCUGGAAAACUACCAUUAUGGGCAGGACAGCAGCCGGCCGCCCCUGUUUCACACGUGGCCCACCGCCCACUUCUACGAGGCUUCCCGCCGCCUCUCGGACAUGUACGGGGCGGAGCUCCUCCUGAAGCGCACCAUCGUGGAUGGGCUGGCGCACACCGCGGACCACGACCUCUCUCUCACCUACCUGUCGCUGUGGCUGCACCAGCCCUACAUACAGAGCAACAGCAGGCUGCUUCUUGAGAGCAUGCUGCUCGAGACGGGGCACCGCACGCUGUGACUCCAGGCCUCCCGCUGCUCUCCAGGCCCGCCUGCUCCACUGGCCCCUGCAGCGCCCACGGUGGACUGCCUUGCAUGUCAUGCCCUGGGCUCUGGCCUGGCCACCUCCUUAGGGUCGUCCAGACUGGACCGGUUCACCAGCGCCCCACGGCCUCUGCAAAUGCACUGUGUCUGCUGCAUACUGUCUGCCGCACAGUGUCACCGGUCGACCCACGGUGAACCCAACACCCCUGAGGACCUCGGCACAAAAUAAACGAGUUCAACGGAA